Antechinus flavipes (yellow-footed antechinus) is the source of this 2912-nucleotide messenger RNA. It is a transcript of the gene TPM3, whose product is annotated as tropomyosin 3. Lineage: Eukaryota; Metazoa; Chordata; Mammalia; Dasyuromorphia; Dasyuridae. The transcript is spliced from 8 exons. The record is from RefSeq and is a predicted model, not a curated record. Gene Ontology annotation, cellular component: actin filament. Gene Ontology annotation, molecular function: actin filament binding. Gene Ontology annotation, biological process: actin filament organization; muscle contraction. The coding region runs from base 730 to 1476 and encodes 248 amino acids.
GGGCCUCUUUCGGAUCACUCCAUCUCUCCGGGCACCCGGGGCUCUGGAGGCUCUCUCUCAUUGCAGUUGGCUCCUCCCGACUAGACUCGGUCAGGAGCUGCCCAGGGAAGGGGCAGAGUCCGGCUGGGAUACCCAGAAAGCGGAUCAUGGCCUUCUUCCUCGGGGCCGCCAGACGCUCUGCCGGGAUGCGGGAGAAAGAGAAGGAAUUGGACAUCUUUUAUUAGGACUUAGCAGGGGUCAAGGGACUCCUCGGUGACCAAAGGUGGAGAGCUGGUUGGGAGGGGUCGAGGGGGCGGUCAGCUUUGUGGAGCGUCACUGGAGAUUCAGAGGAGUGCGCGUGGCGGGUCCGGCCAUUGUGGGAAGCCUGCGGGGCCGGAGAGGCCCCGACUGAGCCGCGCCUUCUGGUUACCAUGGCAGCGGCCCCCUCCCGCUCACCGCAGGAAACUGGUGGGGGGGGUUGAGGGUGCAGUCAGUCGGCAAGUCAGUCCUCGGGGUCGACACACAAGCCCCGCCCCUCGCUCCCCCACCCGUCUCCCUCCCAGCCCGCAGCCUUCCCGCCUGGUUGGCGGAGGGAGGGGAGAAGGGGAGCGGGGCCGUCGUCACAUCCGGACGGAGUGGGCGAGUUCCGGUAUUUCAGGGCGGAGCAGGCGGAAGUAGGGUUGAGAAGCGGCAGCAGCACCGAGCGGAGGAGGCAGCAGCCGGAGCGGGAGCCGGAACGGGGCGGGCACCAUGGCUGGUAUCACCACCAUCGAGGCGGUGAAGCGCAAGAUUCAGGUUCUGCAGCAGCAGGCCGAUGACGCCGAGGAGAGGGCCGAGCGUCUCCAGCGGGAGGUGGAGGGGGAGAAACGGGCCCGGGAACAGGCUGAGGCUGAGGUGGCUUCCUUGAACCGUCGGAUCCAGUUGGUAGAAGAGGAGCUGGACCGUGCUCAGGAGCGCCUGGCUACAGCUCUGCAGAAGUUAGAGGAGGCAGAGAAGGCAGCUGAUGAGAGUGAGAGAGGUAUGAAGGUCAUUGAAAAUCGGGCCUUGAAGGAUGAAGAGAAGAUGGAGCUGCAAGAAAUCCAGCUGAAAGAGGCUAAGCACAUUGCUGAAGAAGCAGACAGGAAGUACGAGGAGGUGGCCCGAAAGUUGGUAAUCAUUGAGGGAGACUUGGAGCGUACAGAGGAGCGGGCCGAGCUGGCAGAAUCCCGUUGCCGGGAGAUGGAUGAGCAGAUCAGACUGAUGGACCAGAACCUGAAGUGUCUGAAUGCUGCUGAAGAAAAGUAUUCUCAGAAAGAAGACAAAUAUGAGGAGGAGAUAAAAAUUCUUACCGAUAAACUCAAGGAGGCAGAGACCCGUGCUGAGUUUGCUGAGAGAUCGGUAGCCAAGCUGGAAAAGACAAUUGAUGACUUGGAAGAUAAACUGAAAUGCACCAAAGAGGAGCACCUCUGCACACAAAGGAUGCUGGACCAGACUCUGCUUGACCUGAAUGAGAUGUAGAAACCCCUUUCCCCCCAGCCCCACCCUGUCGCUGCUCCUUCCACUGACUCUGACUUCGCUGGAGGCCAGCCUGCCUGAAGCUGACCUUUAAACUGAGGGCUGAUCUUUAACCUGAAGGCUGCUUUCUUCUCUGGGUCCUUGCUUACCCUCUCCCCACCCUAUCCCUACCCCCACCUCCCCAUGUCAGUUUCACCAAACUGUCUCUGCAGCUCUCCCCUAGAGAUCCCAGAUGGGCCAAGGGCUGAGCACUUUUGGGAACAACAUUUAAGGGAACAUGAGCACAAUGCAAUAGUGUCUUUAAAAGCAUGUUGUAUGAUGUAUACAUUUUGUAAUUACCUUUUUGUUGUUGUUGUAGCAACUAUUUGUAAGACAUUCCAGAUAAUUCCUCAGCUCCUAGGCUGCAUCUAAUCAUUUCUUUUUGGAUGGUAAAUAUUUCUACCUAAACAAAUUGCCCCUUCUCCAUAGAAGAGGGAAAUCUGUAUUAGCCUGCCCUACUUGAGAACUGAACAUAGCCCGAGAAAAGACUGUGUCAUGGGGAAACUUCAAUGUUCUGUACCAAGCACCAGCCAAACCAGAAAGUCAUUCCAGGAGGAGUUUGCAAAAAAAAAAAAAAAAAAAAAAAAAAAAAAAAAAAAAAAAAAGUGCUGUUCAGGUUUUCAACUUUAAGGUAUCUUGGGAUGUGUUUUUCUUUUUCUUUUUCUUUUUUUUUUUUAAACAUUUGCAUCAGUAGCAAACAAGCCGAUUACACAGACAAGACCUCUUCGAGACCAUAUUAUCUUCCCUCUCCUCAUUCACUCACAGAAUGGAUCAUGUGCCCCAGAAGUUGGAGUGUCUACUCCUAUCCCCACUUCACCUUCUUUGAAAAAUAACGUUUUUUGCCACUGAUUAGCCAAGUGAAGUUCAUCUCAUUACCCAUUAUUGGGUCAGAAGCUGCUGUCUCUAAAAGUGCCAUCUCAUUGUGCUUUUUAUCACUCAGUGCUGGAAAAAUCUUGAAUAGCUUGUGUACAAAACUUUUUUUUUUUAAUUUUAUAUAUAUUAUUUUUGAUGCUUUAUUUCUCUUGGGUGGGGAACAUCAGGACCACUCCUACUCCACCCCACCUCCACCCCCAUCUGGCUGUGAGUGCUCUCUGUUUGCAGUCUGUGGGCUGGCAGUGUGCUGAUCUUUUCCAAUUCCCUUUUCUUUUUGUUCUUUUGUUCUUUUAUUUCUUUUCUUUUCUUUUCUUUUUUUUUUUUUUUUUUGGUGAGGUUUUGGUGAGGCCAUGAAGUCUGUGUUAGGUUUGCAUCGUGCAGUUUAUUGGCUUAAAUGUACUCUCCUUUGGUGUGGUCUAUUUUGGAGCCAAUCUGGAUAAAGAGGAACCAAUAGUGCAAGUGUUUUGAUACUGAAAAUUGACAAAAUGUCCUUUGAAAUAAAGAACCAGUCCCUCCACCCUCAGAAA